Molecule: messenger RNA, 3828 nt
Organism: Penicillium vulpinum
Lineage: Eukaryota; Fungi; Ascomycota; Eurotiomycetes; Eurotiales; Aspergillaceae
Exons: 5
Coding region: 1-3828 (1275 amino acids)
Source: RefSeq, a predicted model, not a curated record
AUGGCGGCAAGCGCGAGGGCGCAGAAGCCCGUCGGCUCAGCACCAUGGAUUGCAGCAGAGAAGGAAAACAUGGCCGAACUAGUGGAACAAGAAAUGGAAGAAGUGGAAUAUCCUGUCCGACACGAAAUGGAUUGGUUGAAUGAACAUAUGACCGAGAUCUUCUCCAAGGGCCAGACGAACUUUGCGGACGUGUUCAAGACUCCCGGAAAGAUGAGAGGCAAGACGCCUCGAACUGCUCGAAAGCGUAUCCCCGAGGAGUCUCGAGUGCCCUUGAGUGAAAUAUUCUCAUCCGCCCAGAAACAAUUGGAAAACCAAGGCAGCCCGAGCCCAUUCAUUCAUCGAAUUGUUUCUAAGCCCGCUCCCGUGGCGGCAUCGCCUGUGCCCCGCACCAAGAACGUGCCUGAGGAAGCUUCGCAAUCCGAAUACCCUGAUCUCACCCAAAAUCUGAACUCGUUCCCAACAUACAAUACUGACUCGGGCUAUCAUGGCAUGCCCGAUGAUGAUGAAAUGGUACUGCCUGACGUGCAACAAGAAUCACAGGCUUCUACCCAGCCUUUUGAAGACGACGAACGCAUGAAUCUGGGUACUCAAGAGGUCGAAAUUUCGGUUGGUCAACAAACAAAUGAAGAUUCCUUCCACUCUGCGCGGGAAGAGAUCCGCUCCCGCGGAGAGACUGUCGAGCCGAACAAGAACCCAACUCCAAUACAGGAGCGAACAACGCUUCCGGCUACAUCGAUUCCCAAAGAAUCUGAGACUGAAAUAAUCUCGACUCCGACUAAGAACACAGAAUCGAAGCCAAAUGUUGAAAUCUCGGAAAAGCAACCGAACGAGGAUCCUGAACCACCAAAGGAGAGUAAUUUGGCAGUCUCAACUCCUGAUCCAUCCCCAGAAAAGGCCCCAGUAUCCCCGGUGGCUUCACCUAUCCAGACGCAAGAGUCUCACCUAGUAGACAGGGAUAUGGAGGAUGCUAUUGAAGAUCCUACGAAAGACGACACAGUUCUCGACAAUCUCGAUGAUAUCGGCUCUCCUUCAGAUGGUUCUACUCCAGAGCGGCCAUUCGCUCGUAAAAGCAGCCUGAGCUUUGCCACCCUUCCUGCGCGGGAACCUUUGAAGACUCGUACAAGCCAUAUUGACCUAGCGAAAAUGAGUACCGCAGGGCGUCCCAGUUACUUUGGCAGGCAGACUGGCGGCCAAAGGUUUCCGCAAGCUACAGCAGAUGAUAAUUCCGGUUCCAGAGCGUUAGAAAUUGAUGAUGAGAAAGAACCAAGUGAAGAAGUGGAUCCUGAGCAGGCUACCAGGAUACACAGCAAAAAGUCUACCCAGUCCUUGCAUGAUAGAAUCAGCAUGCUAGGCAAACUCCCGCCAUCUCGACCCAGAAAGUCAAUCCCAUCCGCUUCUGGGCUACCAGCUGGUCAGGUUCCCUACCCAGACCUUGCAGCUUCCAAGGCUGAGGCAAAGUCUGAAGCUUCGAAUGAAAGGGCACAUGAGUCUUCCACUGCAGAGCCUAUGUCGGUGGACGAUGACUGGAUCAAGCCUCUGAGCUCUCCCCAAAAAUCUGAGCUUUCGAAGAGCAAGACCACAGAUGUAAUGGAGAAGCUUGCUGAAUUCGAAAAGGCGCGAGCGGUCAACAAAAAAGAUACAUUGAAAACAGAGCCUGAACGUCCCAAAUCAUCCGCCUCGAUAUUUUCUUCCCCACGACCGCACAGUCACCAACAAAACUCUUCUUUCUCUCAUGGCGUUGCCGAUGCGUCUACUACCCCGACGGGCUCGCCGAGGCGCUUCGAUGGUCAUAUCAGUGCAUCAAAACUGAAACUGCACUCGAUUAUGAAAUCUGCCAAAGGCUUAUUCUCAAGCACUGGCAACACCCCCCGGAUGGAACCCUCAUCGCCUGAGCCAGCACGCCUCCAGUCAACUGCUGACAUAUUUGCUAAAAAUGCCAAACAUCUCUCUCAACCACUCCCUCUUCCUAUCCCCAGUCCUCAACGUCCGGAAGGCCGUAGGACACGAAGCUCAACUGAGAAAGAAGAGAAACGGCGCCAGCACGAACGGCAAGAACAGGAGCGUGAGGAUCAAGAAGAAGAAGCGCGUGUUGAGAGAGCUCGGGAACAAGAAAAGCAAAGAGCCCUCCAGGUUAAAUCCGCUCAAGACAAUUCGUCAGUCGAGCCAGAAGAGAGGGCAGGCUCGGUAGUACACAAGACCUCGCAGUCACAGCGCCAACAAUCGCGCGAACCUGAAUCGGUUCAGGGGUCUAGCUCAAGAUUUGCGAUCCCUCAGCCCAAGCAAAAUGACCGUCGUCCUCUCAAACCCACUCGCGAGCCCAUGAAACGCCCAACGCCGCAACCCAUGUCGAUUCGUGUUGGCAGCACCAUGUCUCGCCAGCAACUCCCUGUCCCAUCAUCUCAGGAGUCGAUUGUGUCCGUAGCUAGCUCUGCCCCGAAACCAACUCUGAAAAAGAAGGGUAGCAAUGCAUCCUUACAUGCGUCAUCUUCUGCAAGUAGCUUUAAGAGCUCCGUUUCCAGUCAAACGCAAGCCCAGCGCAAGGCUCAGGUCGCCAGCGACCGCAAGAAGGAGCAAGAACGUGAGGCACGCAAGAAGGAGGAACAAAAGCGUGAGCUAGAACGCAAACGCGUUGCCCAGCUGCAACAGCAACAACAGGAAGAGGCCCGUCGCCAGGAGAUGCGGAGUCGUGCUGAAGCUGAACGGGAACGCCAGGCUGAACGGGAGCGUCAGGCCGAAAGAGAGCGUCAGGUAGAACGGGAACGCCAGGUUGAACGGGAACGCCAGGCCGAACGGGAGCGCCAGGCCGAACGGGAGCGCCGCGAACGGUCAGCUCAGGAAGAUCCAAACAAAGCUGCCCAUAUGGAGGUAAUCAAAAGGAGACAAGCAGAGAAUGCUCGGAAGCAUGGCAGGCAAGGCAGCCAGCAGAUAGUUAACGAGGGACCAAUUCUACAGCAUGAGCAGACAUAUUCUCAGUCUUCGCAGCGAAGUGAUCUGGGUUCUUCCCGCCCUGCUUCUCGAUUGGGUAGCUCAAUUCAGCCAUUCGGUGGCCGCAGCAUCAACCCACCCCCACCUAAUCCCGCCAAGCCGCCAAAGAGAGGCAAUGAUGAAGCCAACCACCGACCCGCGCAGUCUAAACCCAGUAACGUGCAAUCAACUGGCGAGUUCAAACGGCGAAAGACAGAGGAUGAGCACAAUCCUAUGCCACCUGUGCGCACAAUGGCGCAGCCCAUCCGUCAAUCAAAUAUCAGAAAGGACUCUAUGAAGCCUUCUACCCUUGGCCGUGGGCAGUCUUCCAUCGCGCCCCAGUCGGGCUCUUCCAGCUACAGAAAUGCUCAACCUCAACGUCCUGCUCACCCGAUAAUCACGUACACGAACGGCAAGAUACCGUUUGCUGAACCAAAUCAUGCGCCUCCUCCACCAAGCGCACAUAAGGCUGCUCCCAGCUCCGCUCAGCGCCCAUUAGCCAAGUCAUCUCCCAAGUACCCCAAUGGCGAAAAUAUCCAUUUGCCGGAGAUCAACACUGACAGUGAAGACGAUGACGACUCUGACUCUGAGAUGUUCCCUGUUCCCAAGUGGGCACAGGCGAAGGAACUGGAAGGUCUUCUCCGGCAGCAGGAUGGUAUGGAAGUUGACUCGAUCUUCGGGCCAAUUGCACCAUUCUCACUUGAAGAAACCUUCAAGGCCGACAAGAAAGUCAAGAAAUACCGUGACCGCACCAGCAGUGCAAACUGGUCCGGACCUGAUGGACUUACUCAAGAGGAGAUUCGGAGGGAUGUUGCCGAACGACAGCGGCUGCGACUCAAUGGUGGUUGGAGAUUCAACACCUAG